GGACCAAUCACAGACAACGGUGAUGUAAACAAGGAAAUGGCGAAUGCAACCCGACGGCAGAUAAAUGAGACAUAAACGUAUCGUAUGUUGUACAGGAACAAGGUCCCAUUUCCCUUUCGCAAGCGAGUGGCAGCGUUUUGAGAUGACGACAGCAUCUGCAGUGUAGUCACUUCUCUCCUGGUCACGUUACUCACCUGUCGAGGGCAUUAUUGUUGAACUGAGAAUGGAAGACACCCACAAGAAGAUUCUUCAGCGCAACAGGACCAAUCUCGUGAGAGACUUGGACCCAUCGGACCUCUAUGAUGGCCUCCUUGAAAAGGGAGUCUUUACCCAAGACAUGAUCGACGAGAUAAAGAGCGCUGGGACCAGACGUGACCAGGCCAGAAAGCUCGUGCAGGACUUGGAGACCCGCGGGAGUCGGGCCUUUGCAUUAUUUCUGGUGUGCCUUGAGGGGACGGGCCAGCACAGUUUGUCAGAGCGUCUUCGGUCCGAGGCUCCAGCAGUUCGGCUGCAGCCGGCAACCCCGAGUCAGGUCGUCCUCCCUGUCGUCCUCCCUGUCGUCCUCCCUGUCGUCCUCCCUGUCCCACUUUCCCUUCCCACUGAUGUGGAUCAGCAUAGAAAAGAUGAGGUCCCCAUCUAUCCAAUGCAGAGACCCAGUACUACUCCCAGUCCGUCUCCUGAAAGCGAGCACGUAAGAGCCAGGCCUCCAGGCAGAAUUCGGCGGGAUAGUAUUCAGAGCUAUAAAAUGGAUGCCAGCCCCUGUGGACAUUGCCUCAUCAUAAACAACGUAGAGUUUGAACCCGAGAGCGAGCUGAGCAAUCGCAAAGGGUCCAACAUCGACUGUGACAAGCUGGAGAGAAGAUUCAAGGCCCUCAACUUUAUUGUGGAAGUUAAGACAAACCUGAAACAAAGACAAAUCAAACAUGUUCUGUCAGCUUUAUGUAAGAAAGACCACUCGCAACACGACUGCUGCGUGGUCAUCAUGCUGUCCCACGGGACGGAGGUGAGUCACAACCGCUUCCCCGGUGCCGUCUACGGUGUGGACGGGCAGCAUGUCCCAGUUCAGCACAUCACGAACUACCUCAAUGGCCAGCAUUGUCCGUCGUUACAGGGCAAACCGAAGCUUUUCUUCAUCCAGGCUUGUGGAGGAGGUGAGCGAGACACGGGGUUCGAGGUGUCCCCCGACGAGGCUGAACCGUGCAUCGGCGGGGUGGAUGACCAGACGGACGCCAUUCCCACGUCGUCUAGCAGCGACUCUUUGAGCAUGUCCGACGAACCGGACGCCAGAGCCACACUGCCCACGCCAAGCGACAUUCUGGUGUCCUACUCUACUUUUCCAGGUUACGUUUCUUGGAGAGACACCCAGUCAGGCUCGUGGUACGUGGAGACACUGGAGCGUAUUCUUGAGGAAAACGCUGCUACCGAUGACUUGGUCACAAUGUUGAUGAUGGUUAAUCACGAAGUCUCCCAGAACUCCGCGAAAGGGCUCUACAAGCAAAUGCCGGGUUCCUUUAACUUCCUCCGCAAACUUCUCCACUUUCAAGCCCAAGCAUAGCGGCAGAGUUCUGCUUUAUGCCUCUCGGUUUCACUUUCAGUGAACGCUCGUCUGUUUCAAUAGCACAAGGCAUCCAUCGCUGGGAUUUCUCUGGGUUUUUCCUCAGCAAAGUUGUAUGGAUUUGCAAAAUUGUGGCUGUAAUUUGUACGGACACGAUAAUGUCUUGGUGUACAUUUCUAUUGUUUGUCAUGUCUUGCUGUUUUUUUUAAUGGUUGGCAACUUUUUAAAAUGAGCUAUUUGGGUGUAGGUGUCAUCUCGGUGGGUGGGGGGAUUUUUACGUACUGUGAGAUUGUGGUUCAGGUUAGUUUCUUUUUUUAUAUUCUUAUCGUCACAGCAGCUGUCAAAUUUCAAUCAAUGUUCAAAUCGUUCUCUGCAAAUGAUAAAAAAUACUUUUCUGACUCUUAUUUCAAGUCUCGUUAAUAUACCUAUAUAUAUAUUU
Molecule: messenger RNA, 1994 nt
Organism: Cyclopterus lumpus (lumpfish)
Lineage: Eukaryota; Metazoa; Chordata; Actinopteri; Perciformes; Cyclopteridae
Gene: casp9
Product: caspase 9, apoptosis-related cysteine peptidase
Exons: 10
Coding region: 224-1555 (443 amino acids)
Biological process (GO): intrinsic apoptotic signaling pathway in response to DNA damage; proteolysis; apoptotic process
Cellular component (GO): cytoplasm
Source: RefSeq, a predicted model, not a curated record